AUAAUGACAAUGACAUUGACUUUGACAUUUUCAAUUGAAAUUUGAUUUUGACAAAAAUUGGCAGCCAAAAUCGUAGUUAUGAAAUAGUAUUUUUUUAUUCCAAUGAAACAGAAAAACAAUAACUGCGCGUGAAAAUAAUUACGAUGGCCACGAAAACUAUUGCAAGUGCAACCGUGAGGGCGGUGAAGAAGAGGAUAUUACCAACACGGGCAGCUCUCGUGUUGACUCCUUCUGCAGUAAAUAAGAUAAAGGAGAUAAUGGCGAAAGAAGAGGCUAAAGGUUUCUUAGGAUUGAAAGUCGGAGUUCGCCAGAGAGGGUGCAAUGGAUUAUCUUACACCUUAGACUAUGCUAAAAGCAAAGAUAAGUUAGAUGAAGAAGUGAAACAGGAUGGAGUGACUAUAAUAAUCGACAAAAAAGCGCAAUUAACGUUACUAGGAACUGAAAUGGAUUUUGUUGAGAACAAGCUUUCAGCAGAGUUUGUGUUCAACAACCCUAAUAUAAAAGGCACAUGCGGCUGUGGAGAAUCUUUUAGUAUAUAAAAUUAGUAGUUGUUGACUAGUCUAUAUUUUAAUUUUAUUUGUAUACUAUUGAGGUUGCUAAUAGUUUUAAAUAGAGCCUUUUUUCUCAUAUUGUCUUUAAACAAGCACAUACAUAGAACAAAUUUACCUUGACAUUGCA
Messenger RNA from Helicoverpa armigera (cotton bollworm), 678 nucleotides. It is a transcript of the gene MagR, whose product is annotated as iron-sulfur cluster assembly 1 homolog, mitochondrial. Lineage: Eukaryota; Metazoa; Arthropoda; Insecta; Lepidoptera; Noctuidae. The record is from RefSeq and is a predicted model, not a curated record. Gene Ontology annotation, molecular function: 2 iron, 2 sulfur cluster binding. Gene Ontology annotation, cellular component: mitochondrion; cytoplasm. Gene Ontology annotation, biological process: iron-sulfur cluster assembly. The transcript is spliced from 3 exons. The coding region runs from base 144 to 539 and encodes 131 amino acids.